AAACACUAUUCUUUCAACAAACCAUCCCCAGUAAGUUUCAUGACUGUCAUACAUACCAACGCCAGCCUUUCAGCCGAAUUCAGAAGCUUGUACCGGCUCUUUCUUCGAGCCAAUUCCGCGGUAGUCCUUCACCAUUCGCCGUCGAAAAUACAAGUCCGUCGGUUAUGGAGACCUGUCUUCGACGAGGCUGCGCUCAAAAUCCACAGGCUUCAGCAUCAGGACGUUCAUCCACCUGAGCGGACACAUAUUGUCCAGUGGCUAUAUACAUGGCACAAACGGGUAGAUCAUACGCUUUCGCUACUCGCAACCGCGGCGAUAUCACGAGGAAUUGCACAUAACAUCACUCGCAAUUUGAGAUGGCUACGACAAAACCAUGUUGUGUGGGUCGAGAAGUUGUAUUAUUCCCACAAGUCUUUUUGGAAACCGCAACUCCCACCCACGUCUGCGCAGUACCAGCGUUAUUCUAUCCCAACACCCGGUAGCAAACCCGGCCACGUACUCGGGAAAAAUAGGAAAAUGAGGUUGUUUGACGAGCAAUGUUCGAAUGCGAUUGGUGAGGUCGUAAAGAUGGCUGAAGGAAGGCACAACGUCAUUCUGGGAAGACUUCGCCUUAAACGAUGGCAGCAAGAAUGGUCGUCAUGACUGUGGGCACGUAAUCACGCAUUGGAUCAUUUGAUUGACGAAAGUCGGUCAAUUUCUUUUGUUGUAGUAAGUUAUUCACCUACUCUCAUCCUUGACCGAUACUUGUUUAUGCACGGAUACAAUCUUGCAGACAAAUAUCCAUUCCCUAUCACUGCAAGACAAUAAAUUAUGGCACCUGGCAUUCGUCCAGUGAACUCUGUUUAGCUUUGGGCUAUUCUAUUCACGGACUUCCGGCCCCACACCUAUUGUUCAAAGUUAUAGGCCCAUCUGUCAAAUGUCACGUGUGCAAUGUGGGUGCUUUGAAGACGUACUCCCAUAACGGGUGCGCGUUAUUGUGGACGUCAGGUAUG
Molecule: messenger RNA, 992 nt
Organism: Suillus clintonianus
Lineage: Eukaryota; Fungi; Basidiomycota; Agaricomycetes; Boletales; Suillaceae
Exons: 3
Coding region: 40-642 (200 amino acids)
Source: RefSeq, a predicted model, not a curated record